AUGAGUAAUAUUAUAUCUUCGAAACCAAGUCGACUUGAAUUACUUCCAAAUGAAAUUCUUUUUGAAAUCUUCAAAUACGUAAAACCUAUUGAUCUUCAUCGUUUUGUUGGAUGCAAUCAACGAUUUAAUAAUAUUAUAAGCGACGUAAAACUAAGUGUCGAUAUUCAAUAUCCAGAAGAAGAAGAAGAAGAUGAGGAAGAUUUCAAUUACCUAAAACGCUUUCAUCCAAAUCAAUUCAUUCGUCUGGAAUUACGUUGUCGCUGGGGUGCAUUUAAUUUGCAUUUAUUUACGGAGCUACGCUCACUAAAGAUCGAUUGCAACUAUCUGUCAGAAAAUCAAUUUAAUCAGGUACUUACUGCUAAUCUACCAGAUCUCCAAAGAUUUUCCAUUGAUAAUGUUCCGAACUACUACGGAAAAGAAUUACUAAUUACUAUUCUUGAUAGCGAACGUUUUCCAUCAUUGACAUUGUGUCAGUUUUCAGGAGAAUUUUACUACAUUCUAGAACUUAACGAACAUUACACAUCACCAAAUAGUAAAAUUCGUACGCUUAUCCUUAACAGAUGGGAUGGAUCGAGUCUGUGUUCUUUACUCAAUCUACUACCUAAUUUACGUCGAUUUGAGACGAAUUUUUUAGAAUCUAUCAGUAAAUCAUUGAAAUUCAACAUGCAUUACAUCACACUUGAAAAUUUACGAAUUACUCUCAAUGAUCCAUCCAAUGAUCUGGAGAAGAUACUUUCAUGCAUGCCUAAUCUAAAAUACUUGCGUGUCAAAGGAAAGAUUCCAGACGGAUCGGUAUUAGAAUGUUUCGAAAAAAUGGCUAAAACCGUUGGCACUUAUUCAUCGAAUCUACAAAAAUUUGAUUGUGAAUUAUAUUUUCAUGCAUGGAUUGGUCAAGUCGAUAUUCUUGUCAUACAAAAGCUUCAUCCACUUUUCAAGAUGAUAGAAUGCCAUUUUGGAAAACUUAUCAAUCAAUGUUACGCUACUGAUUUAACAGAAUAUCCUAUUUUCAACGAAUAUGCAUAUGUGGAACGCAUGACACACAAUACUACACUGUAUUCUGGAGUGAUGGGGGGAUAUGACAGUGAUAAUGACUACAAUAAUUAUGACGACAACGACUACAAUAAUUAUGAUGACAACGACUAUAAUAGUAAUAAUGGUUGGACAGAUUAUGGACUUGGCUAUCGUGGAAAUUACAAAGCGAACUAUGGAUCUUCCCCAUGGAGCGGUAAUAAUGAUUAG
Molecule: messenger RNA, 1239 nt
Organism: Rotaria socialis
Lineage: Eukaryota; Metazoa; Rotifera; Eurotatoria; Philodinida; Philodinidae
Source: the annotation of a GenBank genome assembly